Messenger RNA from Maniola jurtina (meadow brown), 1567 nucleotides. RefSeq names its product alpha-N-acetylgalactosaminidase-like. The record is from RefSeq and is a predicted model, not a curated record. The coding region runs from base 211 to 1449 and encodes 412 amino acids. Gene Ontology annotation, cellular component: cytoplasm. The transcript is spliced from 9 exons. Gene Ontology annotation, biological process: glycosylceramide catabolic process; glycoside catabolic process; oligosaccharide metabolic process. Lineage: Eukaryota; Metazoa; Arthropoda; Insecta; Lepidoptera; Nymphalidae. Gene Ontology annotation, molecular function: alpha-galactosidase activity.
UUGUGAAUUUGCCAAAAUCAUAAUCCAAUCCAACGUAAACAAACAUCGUUGAAAUCUAAUUCAAUUACUAAUUUGAAAAUUUUACCGAAUCAAAUCCUUGAAGUUGGUACAGUAAAACUAACAAUAACAUUUAUUCAGUGGCGAGUUAAACCUAUACAAAACAGAAGCAUGUUUUUCGCAUGAACUUGUGUUUGUUAUCAAUUUAAAAAUAUGGGUGUGUAUUUGUUGGUGUUGUGUUUCGUUUUCGCAUAUUUGUCGAGUGUAGUGGAACUUUUGGAUAAUGGAUUGGCUCGGCGGCCUCCCAUGGGCUGGAUGUCGUGGGGCUACUAUAUGUGCGGCGUGGAUUGCCGUAAAAAUCCUUUGAAAUGUCUCGACGAAAAGCUAAUAUUAUCUGUGGCAGAUACAUUCUACAAAGAAGGUUACUUAGAAGCAGGGUUUGAAUACAUAAUCAUUGAUGACUGUUGGUCAGAAAAGAAGAGGGAUGAAUAUGGCAGACUUGUACCUGAUAGUGAGAGGUUCCCUCGUGGAAUGAAGUAUAUUGCUGAUUAUAUACAUAAACUGGGGCUAAAGUUUGGCAUGUACACAAACAUAGCAAAAACAACUUGUAUGGGCUAUCCUGGCUCAAGGGACUAUUUCAAGAGAGAUGCCAAGAUGUUUGCUGAAUGGGAUGUGGACUAUUUGAAGGUUGAUGGCUGUUUUGUUGAAGAGGACUAUCUUAAUACAGCAUACAUAAAGCUAGGCGCGCACUUAAACACCACGGGUCGGCCGAUGGUGUAUUCCUGUAGCUGGCCUUACUAUAUAGAAUUUAUACACCAUAAACAGCCUGAUUACGAGAGUGUAUCAAAAUACUGCAACGUGUGGCGCAGUUACCACGACGUGGUGACGUCAUGGCGCGCCAUCAAAACUAUCAUCACUCACUAUCAAAACGAAUACGAGCAUUUGUACAAGUUCCAUGGUCCUGGGCACUGGAAUGACCCUGAUAUGCUAAUAUUCGGCACAGGCUCGCUAACAGACAGUCAAAGUCGCGUGCACAUAGCUGUAUACUCCAUGCUGGCGGGUCCUUUAUUACUAAGCUGUGACAUGACUAGAAUAAGUGAAUAUGAAAAGAAGUUAUUGCUCAAUUUAAAUCUGAUAGCCAUCGCCCAAGAUCCAUUAGGAGUCAUGGCCAAACCUUAUGUGUUACAAAAGCAAGUCACAUUGUGGGUGAAACCGCAUUUGCCGAGGAAAGGUGACAAAUAUCAUUCCGUCUCUUUCGCGCUCGUAAAUUUGUCUGAAGAAGAAGUUACCGUCUCUUUCACACCAGGACAGUAUGGUCUGAAUUCUACCGAUAGGUAUACUGUUAUGGAUAUUUUCAGUCAAUUUUUCAUAAAAAAUAUCACUUUAAGUGAAACUUUAGAAGUCGACGUACCUGCUGAAGAUGCUAUAAUUUAUACGACGUUUCCAUUAUGAGAGAGAAGGCUUUCAUAUAUAAAGUUUGUUCGGUACUUAAAUGUUAUAUAUUGAAGACUGGAACGCAUUAACUUUUGAGAGCAUGUUAUUUUAUACUUUAUAAAGCUGUGAUAUCAUA